GCCUGUCUGAGCGUAAUAAAGGGAUUGAGCUCAGACUCGCAACACUUCUUUUGGUGGAUCUGUGAAUGUGCCGUAGGAAAGCAAAGCUUCCUCCCUCUCUCUUACAUGAGGCUUCCAGGGGGGUCUAAUGCAGAUCGGGAGCCAGACAUGAAGCACAGCCAGCCUGAGGAGUGGAGCUAUAGACCAAUGACACGGCAGCGAGACACUGGCCAACAGAGCGGAGCGCUUUAGCCUACCUGCUUUCACCUGGUCAUAUCCUUAUUUCUCUGGUGUGAGCGCCGCUCAAGGGGACCACUGACUGACCUACCUACUCUGGGGACCAGCACGGCUCACUUCUCUGUCCACGGGGCGGGGAGAGGAGGUGCAGCCUGAUACAACCGAGGACACCACGACAGUGCCAGAAGGAUACAGUCUGGACACAUACAGAUAUUUACACAGAAAUCAUUGCGAACAACCUGACGCGUCAAAAAGGAGCUCUGCACCAGCCGAGUCCAUUGGAGCCGGCACUGAGGAACUGAGUCGUCGGCUGCUGCCAGCUCUAGCACCAGAAUCCUCUACAGCCGUCUGGGGUGAGGAGCCGAGGUGCCUGGCUGGGGCUGGGUGGAUGCUAACUGGAGGAGUAGGGGGCCACGGCAGAAGGAGGAAAAUGGCAUCCACAGGCAUGCAGAUCUUUGCCUUUGUCCUGGCGCUGCUGGGCAUCAUGGGGGCCAUGAUGGCUACGCUGCUGCCCAAUUGGAAGGUGAGCGCCGAUGUAGGCUCCAACAUCAUCACGGCCAUCUCCCAGAUGCAGGGGCUGUGGAUGGACUGCACCUGGUACAGCACCGGCAUGUUCAGCUGCACCUUGAAGUACUCGGUGCUGUCGCUGCCCGCCUACCUGCAGACUGCCCGCACCACCAUGGUGCUGUCCUGUGUGAUGGCUGCCAUGGGCUUGUGCCUGGCAUCCCUGGGGCUCAAAUGUACUCGCUGGGGGGGCGGCCGGCGCGCCGCCAAGAGGCAGGCGGCCAUCGCCAGCGGGGGCUGCUUCAUCGCUGCCGGCUUCCUGUGCCUGGUGCCUGCUUCCUGGUUCACCAAAGAGGUCAUCACUAACUUCCUGGACCACAGCGUGCACGAGAGCAAUAAGUUUGAGCCCGGGGGCGCCGUGUACGUGGCCUUCCUGUCGGCAGGCUUCCUCUUUGUGGGGGGGUCCAUCUUCUGCGUGUCGUGCUCGGGGAAGAGGCCCGGCCACCAGGACAUGAUCUUGCUGCCGCCCCCUGAUAAACUCUUACUGCAGCAGCAACAGCACCUCCUACAGCAACAGCAGCAGGACCAGCUCCAGCACCAGUACUGCUCCCUCUCCCCACUAGACAAUAAAACAGGCUACAGUCUGCAGGACUAUGUGUAGGCUAAAGCAACACUGCACACCAUGCGCUACUGUUAGGCAGUUUGGGAAAACCGCUGCGUCUUACAUGUAGUUCACCAACCAACCAAGCUCUUAAAGAGGAGGAGAGAGAGGAGGGGGAAGGACUUUGAGGGUGGGUUUUUUCUUUCCCCCUAUUGUAGCUCUCUCUCUCUCCCCUCUUUCUUUGCUUUCUGUUCUAUGAGCACAAGCAGUGGAGGUAUUCCCUGAGCAGCUCCUUGGAACAGACAGACGGAUGGUGAAUGUGAAAUGCAGCGCAGCCGGAGGACGAAGGAAGGCGCUGCAGAAUGGGAGGGGAGCCACAGCUGAACAAAUGCAGAUACCCCAGCGAUCAUCAGUAAAUCACACGAGUUCCCCGGGGAAAUGGGUUAGCUGAUAGCAAGCCUCCUGUUCCUUUCCUUUUCCUCGCCAAAGGUUUGAAUUGAUAAGCAUUCAUUUAGUUUGCUAAGUCGUCAAUAUUGAUAUUAUUGUCUCAAAGAGGCAAUAACAGUACGUGGAAUUCCCUUUUCAUUAGCCAGCCAUUGUAGUUUUCAACCAUCAACAAAAUAUGGUAGUUGUUGGAACUGAUUUAAUAAAUUGUCUUAUUUUUGGUAGCGAAUAGACAUUGAUAUUUUGCCUAAGCAUGCUGUCUGGAGCCUGUCUGUGUAUAAUGCAGAGGAAUGCCUGCCUGGUAGAGAAUGAGACGUAUGUAGUGUAACCAAACACAAUGCCUGUGCCUAAAAAGACGUAGUACAUUAUCCUUCCCGGGGAAAUUGUUCAAAAGAGGACUGUCUGGAUGAGUAAAGUAGGGUGCUGGGCUAUGGAACAGAACUGCAGACACAUAGAGAGGGAGAAACAGAGCGAGAGAGAGAGAGAGAGAGAGAGAGAGAGAGAGAGAGAGAGAGAGAGAGAGAGAGAGAGAGAGAGCCUCCCCCUCCAGCAGAGUGGAAAGUCUGACAUGUUUGUUGCUUUCCCAUUUAGCUCCCAAAACAAGCUGCCUUCUUGGGCUUGGCUACACGCUACUGAUUUCAUGCAUUAGGCAUACAAAAUGAACACACACCCCCACAUACAUGCAGUUCACACCCACAUAGAGUACAAACACCCACACACAGAUACAAAACCCCACACAUACACACAGAUACAGAAACCCAAACACAUGCUCAGAAACACACACUACCUUUUUGACACACUGGGCUGCAUGUGCUUUUCAUCCUGCUGUCUGCCUCCUCACUGCCAUGGAAACGGAAUCCUGUGCCCUAAUGUCUUCAUUGUCUGGGGUGUGUUUGUGUCAACCAGUGCUUUGAGGUUGGGUAGGGGGGCAUCUCUCUCUCUCUCUGCAUGGCCCCAUAAACCUUGUGCAGAACCUCAACACACACAGAGCUGCUCCUCUAAUCCCCUUUAUUAGCCCAGUGACAUGAGGCACCAAGCCACUGUUACACCCAGGUCUGUCUGGGAACUGCUCUCUUUUUGUUGUCCUUCCUUAGUGUCUUUCAUGUGCAAUAAGAGUUGAUGGGGAAAAUGGCUGUGUUUUGACAAAUCUGGCUGAUUAUUGGAAUUGUAUGAUGGCAUAGAGAGAGGCUUUGAACGGUCAUGGUUGACUGCAGUGGUGUGGCAGAUUUUCCUCCAAAUCCAGAAAUGGUUUGAGUCAUUCCUCCACAUGUGACUUGUUUACCAAGUCCGUCAGCAGUGCAUAUGCUACCAUGUAAUACCUGCAGGAGACCCUGCAGCUGAAGUUCAAGGACGUUCUGUGCCAUUCUGUUCUUUCCUUCCUGUCAAUCUCUCUUUACCACUUCUCUCUACCUAUAUCCCCCUUUUACCGAAGUCACGUGAACUUUCUCUUUGACUGACAGGGAACACUUUUGCAUGUUGAGAGCAUGCUGGCCAACACACACACUGACACACCAGCACUGCUGCCUACUCAUAUGUCAAGGGUGCUAUUGCACAUUAACACAGUCACAUUCUCAUGUGUGUCUAACACGGCUGAGAGGAGAGGGAGGUAGGUUAUCUCCGGCCUGAAAUGGCUGCCCUGGUGACAGGCCCCGGCAGUGGCCCUCUCAUUCUCUCACACAUUGUUUCCUAUGGGGAGAGCAGAUGGCUAAGCCCAGCUCGCCACCUUCAGGCGGCUGCCUGCACAACGGGGGCAUCGCCACAGGCAUCACUUUAGGGCCUGGAAGCCCGGAAGGGGCAGGUUUCACACCCCAAGCAACAUGCCAGGGAUAGAGCAGAGGGGACCGGACGGGCAUCCGUACAAUAACACACUUCCCCAACCACUGCCAGGCCUUACGAAUGCAAUAAAUGAAGACAAGAAUGUGAAUGUGCCCUCGUUAACAAACUGAAAACAUACAACACAUACAGUGCCUAUCAAAAGUUGACACACCUACUUAUUCUGGGGUUUUUCUUUAUUUUUACAAUUUUCUACAUUGUAGAAUAUGAGUUAAGACAUCAAAACUAUGAAA
This is a messenger RNA of Oncorhynchus gorbuscha (pink salmon), 3831 nucleotides long. Its product is annotated as claudin-20-like. The transcript has 3 exons. Gene Ontology annotation, molecular function: structural molecule activity. Gene Ontology annotation, biological process: cell adhesion; bicellular tight junction assembly. NCBI's taxonomy places the organism in Eukaryota, Metazoa, Chordata, Actinopteri, Salmoniformes, Salmonidae. The record is from RefSeq and is a predicted model, not a curated record. The coding region runs from base 605 to 1381 and encodes 258 amino acids. Gene Ontology annotation, cellular component: plasma membrane; bicellular tight junction.